AUGGGACUGUCAGAGAGUCAUGAAAGAGAGGUGACAGCUGGACACUCUCUGAAUAGUGGUGAAACAGAUCAUGUAACAUCGAGAAGAGAAACUGUUGUACACUGCUUAAAACUACAUGACAUAUCCUGCACUGAGGAUGUGGUGCCAAACAUCGCUGUACUUGGUUCUGGGGGAGGUCUGAGAGCCAUGGUGGCACUACUGGGAUCACUGUGCCAGCUGGAUAAAGAGGGAUUACUAGACUGCAUUAUGUACCUGAGUGGAGUCUCCGGAUCUACCUGGUGCAUGGCAUCAUUAUACAAAGAACCAGACUGGUCCACCCAACUGCAAGCUGUUACAGAUGGCAUAGUGGAAAGGCUUGUUAAUGGUGAAGUUACAAUUAUGGAGAAAAUAAACAAGUUGGUGCAAUACUCUAAGUAUGACAACUUUAGUCUCACACAUGUCUGGGCUGUGUUUCUAUCAGGAAUAGUGAAAGAGCUUGAUGAGCAAGUUCUUAAUGAGCAGAAGGAUGAGGACAGUGAAGAUGACGGCAAAGAGUACAGUGACGAUCACAGUGAAGACCCAUAUCCCAUCUACACUGUGAUUGAUAAACAGUGCAAAAACCAAAAACUCCAUAAAGAUGUUUGGUUUGAAAUCACUCCUCAUGAAGCAGGUUAUUCCCUCACUGGGGCGUUUGUGGACUCAUCUUGGUUUGGAAGUGAAUUUAAUAAAGGAAAAAGACAUGAAGAAAAGUCCUGUCCCAGUAUUGACAUGCUGUACCUACAAGGUCUAUGUGGCAGUGCACUGGCUAAGAGGGCGGUGAUUGUCUACUGGAUACUGGACUGGCUACGUGAUUUACUUACAUGUAAAAAAUUUGAUGAUACCGGUGUUUACCCUGGAAUCUGUAUACUGGAAGGUUUAAUCACACAAAAAGAAGCAGAGGAGUUCACACUGCCCGUGUGCAAUUCUUACCUGCAAUGGUUCCAGGGAUGUGAUGUAUUAAUUGGCGUUGCUAAAGCUUUAAAGCUAACUCUGAGUUGGACCUGGGGAACAACAUACAACUUCCUUGAUGAGAUGACAGUGAAAGACGUUGACCCCAGUGUCCUGAAAUCAACAAAGAGAGAAUAUGAGGACGCUGGACUGUUACUCAACUCACCAUACUUUUCAGUGCUCAGAAAAGAACGGAAAAUUGAUCUCAUUAUUUCCCUCGACUUCAGUGAAGACGACAAUCAUUUUAAGACAUUGGAUGCAGCUGCUGAAAAGUGCAAAGAGGCAGAGAUUGAUUUUCCUGACGUGUCUCACAUGCAUGAUCGAGAACCACUGGAUUUUUAUGUGUUUAAGGGCAAUGAAAACGCUCCGACGGUGAUCCACAUUCCUCUGUUCAACGCCAUUAACUGUCCAGGAGAAGUUGAGGCGUGGAGGAGAAAUUUCAGCACCACGACGCUGCAUUACACUGCUGAGAUGAUCACAGAUCUGAUAGAGAAAGCUGAACUGAACAUCAGAAACAACAAAGAGAAACUACUGAGAGAAAUUAAAAACAUCAUCGAGCAGAAGCAGAAAACCAAAGGGACCAAAAAGGAAAAAUAAGUAAAAACUGUCAGUGCUCUAAACA
Trichomycterus rosablanca is the source of this 1588-nucleotide messenger RNA. RefSeq names its product cytosolic phospholipase A2 gamma-like. Lineage: Eukaryota; Metazoa; Chordata; Actinopteri; Siluriformes; Trichomycteridae. Gene Ontology annotation, biological process: glycerophospholipid catabolic process. The coding region runs from base 1 to 1563 and encodes 520 amino acids. Gene Ontology annotation, cellular component: cytosol; nuclear envelope; nucleoplasm. The transcript has 12 exons. Gene Ontology annotation, molecular function: calcium ion binding; calcium-dependent phospholipid binding. The record is from RefSeq and is a predicted model, not a curated record.